This is a messenger RNA of Clupea harengus (Atlantic herring), 5641 nucleotides long. RefSeq names its product nuclear receptor binding SET domain protein 2 (gene nsd2). Lineage: Eukaryota; Metazoa; Chordata; Actinopteri; Clupeiformes; Clupeidae. The record is from RefSeq and is a predicted model, not a curated record. Gene Ontology annotation, cellular component: nucleus. Gene Ontology annotation, molecular function: protein binding; histone methyltransferase activity.
CAUCUUCGCUCAUUUCUCGAAACACAGAAUCCCAUCCACUGGAUUAAGUCUGGAGAAAGAGAAAUCAUAUCGCUGAAGGUGUAAUAUUAAUGAGAGUAUGUCUGUGCAGCUAAAUUCAAGAUAAUUGCAACGAUGUGUUUUGGAGACACUGUGGAGGGCAAGGUUGAAUUUUGAAAAGGCCGGUUAAACUCUGCGCCUGGACCGACCAAUCGGAAGUUAGAGAAGGAAACGUGCGCGUGAAUGGGAUGGACAGUAAGGGAGGCUCUCUUCCCCUAAUGCCUGAGCCCCGAAGCCCCAUCAGCAUGAAGCAGCCAUCUGAUUCGCUGGCUGGUGGACGCAAGGGGAGGGGUGAGGUGGGCACAGACGCCACCCUCAUCAUGGACAAGGGCUCCACCCAGCUGGCUGCCACGCCCCAAGAUGGUGUCCUGCCCAAGAUGCAGAAUGGCCUCGGCCACAGCCUAGAGAAACUGAAGGACCUCACAUCGCGUGUGCUCAACAACGGAGAGCAGCCCAAGCAUGGCACACCCACUGCUGCCGCCGCCACGGAAUCCCCCGUCAAAGGUGCCGAGCCCGCCCCUCAGAACUCCGCCCCUACCCAGGAUAUCAAGCUGAAGUUUCCCAAACGGGCACCGGCGGCUGCCAACGGCAACAAGCCCGUGCCCAAUAGUAGGUGUGACUCCACCUGCUUCACCGAAGACGGGGAGCAUCCCGAGCCCACCGUUACGAUGCCAGAGAUGAUUCUGGGAACCCCAAGUACUAGGAGGAAGAGGAAGGGCCGUCCAGUGAAAAAGAGGCCGCCUCCGAGCGCUCAGAAACCCCUCCCAGUCCGAGUGUCACUCGACAAGGGCGUUUCACAGUCAGCCGACCCAGCUACAACCUCAACCAAUCAUGUCACAGAAUCUAAAACCCUCACCACUAAGUCGAUCACUACCUUUGCCUCCAUUGACCAAUCAUGCAACGCUGUGAACUGUAUCCCGAGAGUUGAGAGAGAGCGGUAUUUGAGCAGCCCAGAUGGAACGAUCCACGAGCAAUUUUCUGUGGGGGAUGUGGUGUGGACCAAAAUGUUGGGGUACCCCUGGUGGCCCUGCAUGGUUACCACGGAUCCCCAGUUCAACCAACACGUCAAGCAGAAUGCCUUGAACAGUUUCCUGUACCACGUGCAGUACUUCAGUGAGGCUUCAGAGAGAGGCUAUGUUUUUGAGAAAUGCAUGGUGCCGUUCCGUGAUGGCCAACAGUACCAGGAGCUCACCCUUGAGCAGCCUCCUCAGCCUGACCGUAAGAAGCUAGCCCCAUCUGCUGUGCCCCGGAGGCUCCGGCCACAGUGGCUUCUGGGAAUCUCCCAGGCCACUGAGGCCAUGGGCAUGGGCCUGGAGGACCGCAUCGCCAAGUUCACCCUGAGCUUCGUGCACGGCGCUCCACCGGGUCCACGCAGCCCCUUUCCCUAUACCCAAGUCCAGCAGGCACCAGAGCCAGCCCAGGACUGCCACCACCUCCCCUGCCAGUCAGAGCCAGACCAGGGCGCGCCCUCUGAGAGCAGGGUCCUGAUGACCCCAGUGAAAGUUGAAGAGGAGGCCCCCAGUCACGUCACCUGCCGAAGGCCAGCACGAAUCGGCUACGUGUUGCCCCUGUGCACCAGCACCCCCACUGAGCGAGCACACACUCAGCAGCAGCAGCAGCAGCAGCUUGAGGCACACACACCACCCUCCUUGGCACUCGCAUACAGCAACAUGCCCAGCGCCCACUCCAAAGACAGCAACACUUCAGUGCCCAAGAAAGCCCCCGGCAGGAAGGCCCCAAGGGUUACAAAGGUUACCAAGGAGACCAAGGUCACGAAGGGGGCAAAGGUCAGCACAGAGGGCACUGAAGGUCAGGUGACCAGCUCACCUGUGAGGAGGAGGAGAAGAAAGGUGCUAAGCCUCCCUGAAGUGGCCACACACACACCGGCUCAGGAGACCACCACUGCUGCUUCCAACCUCGAACCUCUGAAAACUGAACCGCCAAAACCUCCACAGAGACGCAAGAGAGUCAAAGCCACUGCGACCACAGACCUGAAAGUACUGGAACAGCCUGCUGCUCAGGAGCCCCUCCCUGCAGACCUCAUCAGCCCCACUCCGGUGAGGAAGAGGCAAACCAAACCCAAGCCCAAACCGCCGCCCAAAGCCAGCACCCCCAAGAAGAGAGGGAGGCCCAUCUUCUCUGCAGUUAAACCUUUCCCCCAGGAUCCCGAUAGCCAAGAGGCGACAGCGGAUGCAGCCCAAAAGGUCCCCAAGACUUCAAGGACGAAGAGCCAACCAGCUCCGAGCAAAGCGAAGACGGACCCCAAAGGAAAGAAGAACUUGAAGCGAGAGCCGGAGGAGAAAUGCGGGGGAGGUGAAGAACAGACCAAAAAGCGGAUCAAGCUGGACGUUUUCACACCCAAAGUGAAGACUCCAAAGGGUAAGUCGGCAGAACCCGCCACCACUGUGAGCAGGAGGAAGAAACAGACCACUGACACGGAGCUGAAGGCAGAGAGCAGUGGAACAGAGGUGAAGAAGAGGCGGCGCAAGGGAGCAGAGGAGAACACCGCCAUCCCAACGAAAGGGAAGAAAAGAUCAUCAGGGAUGCUCCAAGCUCAGGUCAUAGAGGAGGAAGCUCCAGGCACGCUUAAGGCCCCCAGGAAGAGAAAAGCACCCAGCAGCCAAUCAGCUGCUGCCACUCCCAAAAAGAGGAACCUCAAGCCCCACCCUGAACCUGAGGCCUCUAUGUGUGAGGAGAGGCCUGAGUCUCCAAGUGACAGCACAGAUGAGACCCAAGCUGCCAAGAAAAGCACUAAGAAGGAGAGUGUGUGUCAGGUGUGUGAGCACACUGGUGAGGAGCUGCUGGUGUGUGAGGGGGUGUGUUGUAGCUCGUUCCAUGCGGAGUGUCUGGGACGGCUACACACAGCAGAUGAGAAAGUGCUGUGUGUUCCGUGCAGCUCAGGCACACAAGUGUGUUUCUGCUGUAAGCAGUCAGAAGGGGAGGUCCGGCGCUGCAGCGUUCUCCACUGCGGUCGGUUUUACCACGAGGAGUGUCUCCGGCCCAGCCCGCUCACUGUGUUCGAGAACCGAGGGUUCCGUUGCCCACUACACACGUGCCUUUCCUGCCACUACAGCGGCAAGGCCAAAGCCAUAGCCACUAAAGGAAAGAUGAUGCGUUGUCUGCGCUGCCCCGUGUCCUAUCACACGGGAGACCAGUGCGUUGCUGCGGGCAGCGAGAUGCUGACUCCCACUGCAAUGAUCUGCAGCGCUCAUUUCACACCCAAGAAGGGCCGCAGCCAUCACAGCCACGUUAACGUCAGCUGGUGCUUCGUCUGCUCCAAAGGCGGCAGUCUGCUUUGCUGCGAGUCGUGCCCGGCAGCAUUCCACCCCGACUGCCUCAACAUUGCCAUGCCCGACGGCAGCUGGUUCUGCAACGACUGCCGCAACGGCAAGCGGCCCAAAUACCACGACAUCAUCUGGGUUAAGCUGGGCAUCUACAGGUGGUGGCCGGCAGAGAUCCGCCACCCACGGAACAUCCCCACCAACAUCCAGCACUUGCGGCACGAGAUUGGCGAGUUCCCCGUCUUCUUCUUCGGUUCUAAGGACUACUUCUGGACCCACCAGGGCCGCGUGUUCCCUUACGUGGAGGGUGACCGUGGCAGCAAGUGCCAGCAGACCAACAUCGGCAAGGUCUUCAAGAACGCCCUUCUGGAGGCUGAGGUCCGCUUCAAGCAGGUGAAACAGGAGCGCGAGACAAAAGAGGCUCAGGAGAAAAACAAGAAGCCACCGCCCUAUAAAUACAUCAAGAUCAAUAAGCCGUGCGGGCGGGUGCAGAUCUACACGGCGGACGUGUCGGAGAUCCCCAAGUGCAACUGCAAGCCCACGGACGAGCGUCCAUGCAGCUUCGAGUCGGAGUGCCUGAACCGCAUGUUGCUCUACGAGUGCCACCCGCAGGUGUGCCCGGCUGCGGAGCGCUGCCAAAACCAGGACUUCACCAAGCGGCAGUACCCCGACACCAAGAUCAUCCGCGCCGCCGGCAAGGGCUGGGGCCUGCUCACCCUGCGUGACAUCAAGAAGGGGCAGUUUGUGAACGAGUACAUUGGCGAGCUAAUCGAUGAGGAGGAAUGCCGCACCCGCAUCAGAUACGCCCAGGAGAAUGACAUAUCUGACUUCUACAUGCUCACCAUUGAUAAGGACCGGAUAAUAGAUGCCGGACCCAAAGGCAACUAUUCGCGCUUCAUGAACCACAGCUGCCAGCCCAAUUGCGAGACCCAGAAGUGGACGGUCAAUGGAGACACACGUGUCGGUCUCUUUGCCAUCUGCGAAAUCCCAGCUGGCACAGAGCUGACCUUCAACUAUAAUCUCGAUUGCCUUGGCAACGAAAAGACAGUGUGUCGCUGUGGAGCACCGAAUUGCAGCGGUUUCCUUGGAGACCGGCCCAAGAAUGGCCAGGCGUCGGAGCCCAAACCCAAGUCAACGAAGAAGAAGGCCAAACGGCGGAAGAGUCGGAGCGAGGGGAAGAAGCAGUCGGAGGACGAGUGCUUCCGCUGCGGAGACGGAGGAGAACUCGUGCUGUGCGACCGCAAGGGCUGCACCAAGGCCUACCACUUGUCCUGCCUGGACCGCACCAAGAGGCCCUUUGGUCGUUGGGACUGCCCAUGGCACCACUGUGAUGUGUGCGGUAAGAACUCGGAGGCCUUCUGCCAGCUGUGUCCCAACUCCUUCUGCAAGGCCCACCAGGAGGGGGCGCUGCAGCCCUGCCCCACCACAGGAAAACUCUGCUGCCAGGAGCACGAGGAGUCGGAGCCACUGGCCCCAUCUGAGCCCCAGCAGGGCCAUGCUGCCUCCUCUGAACUGCCCAUAACCCCUUUUCCUACCCUGGCCCCAGCCGAACCUCUGCUCCAGAAACCCUCAAAAGCAGGUGCCAAGAGAGCGCCCAGAUCAGCACCCAAGAAGGCCCUCAAAAAGAAUAACUCUGAAAAGUCAGUAGAGGUUUAAAGAGACAGUGGACUGCAGAUAUUGACCCCUCUCCCCCACUCAGCCUAACAUUCCCAUUCCCUGACUUAAAAGUCCACUUUCAGACAGAUUGUUUUGUUAUAUUUUGUGAUUUUUUUAUGUACAUUUCUUUUAAAGUGUAAAUUAAUAUCAAAGCAAUCUUCCCACUUCAUCAGUAACCUUACGUACAAUAGUCAUGUCGGUUGGUUAUAUAGCCAAGAAAAUUUAUAUUAGAGACUUAAGACUUAGUUGUACUGCAGUUAUUUGAAAUAAAGACAUGUAUCGUGUAACAGUAGUGUGUCUUUAUUUAUCUAAUGGGUGUUUGAGCCCUUAAUGUUUGUCCACACGCCUUCCUUUUCCUUUUCAGGCUAACGUUACUGCAUAGCGAACUAUUCAUUUCAGCGGUAGAUUAGACAUGCAAAUGUGAAAUCACACCGUGACAAAUAUUUUGCGUGAAUCAUUAAGAAUCGUUCAUGAAUAGUUUUAAAUAAUUCUUCCCAGAUAUCGUUUUCACUAUCAAGUAGGGUGUGCUAUAAAUAAGCACAAGUUAAAGAAAAAGGCAUUGGUAUCUAAUAGAAUGCAGUUAAUGGGCAAUUACGUUUCGUAGUUGCACAAAGAUAAACACAUUGGACAUGGCUAUCCUUGAGCAU